AUGAAACCUAUUUCUUUGGAUUAGAGCUAAACAAAAAUAAAAAUUUAAUAGCAAGUUAUUACAAUCCCUGAUGUUCCAUGUUAAAGACAUGCAAAGGAAUAGUUAGUAUCUGUGUGUACUUAAGGAUAAUGUAGAGAAAAAGGUGCAAUUUGCCCAUUGUGUUAAGUGAAUUAUCAUCAUAUGCAUUUGGAAGAUACUUGGAAUCUGAAUUAUUUUGUAUAAUAAAUUCAUAAAUAAAUUGAAAGUCUAUAGCCAGAUUAUAAAGCUAUUAAUGAAUUACUAAUAAGUUUUAAGUUAAAAAUAAGUGAAGUAAAGAAUUUAUUAAGAAUUAGUCUAUAAAAUCGUUAAUUUUGUAAUUGGAAAUUAUUGAUAAACAAGUGAAUAUGAUUCUAUAAAAAUCAAAGCAAAAAAUAGAUUUUGAUAUAGAUGAAAUAAAAACAACAUUGAAGAAUUUAGGGAAGACAAGUUAGAUUGAUAAUUUUGGAAAGAAAAGUAAGUUUAUAUAAAUAUAUAAAGUUGUAAAAUUGACUUAAUAUUUUGGUAUAGAUCCUAAAACUCAUGUAGUAUAUAGAACGAAAGAUUAUGAAGAUUUAUAGAUAUAGAAAAUGACAGAUUUAAUAGAGGAAAAUUAAUAAUAUUUUGAGAAAGUAAAGGAAAGAAUAACUCGAUUAUUAACAAAGACUUUGGAUAAAUUUUGCAAUUUUGAAAUACCAUAAUUAGAUAUGGUAGUUUCAAAAUAAUUUGAACCAAAAUAGUUGAAGUGUUAAUAAGUAAUACAUAGAGCUCACUAAAAUUGGAUUAGAAGUGUUUCUAUGUUUAAAUUGAGUGAAAGAGAAAUAUAGAAAGUAAAAGAGACAGCUUAAGGAUAAAUGUCAGAAUUUGAUUAAUCUCUUCGAUAUGGUUAAAUGGCUAUAGUAACAACAAGUGAUGAUAUGGAUAUUAAAGUUUGGUUAGAUUCUCCUGAUGAUCAUAAAUUUCAUCUUUUAUCAACUAUAACUGGUGCACAUCAGAGAGAGUUUUUUGGAUUGAGAAUUCAUUAUUGUGAUAUUAAUUUAAUAACUAGAAUGAGUAAUGAUAUAUCAUGUAAUAAUUUGAUUUUCAGUGCAUAACAUGGUUUAAUUAAAGUUUGGGAUUGGAUUAGUAAAAAAUGUGUUAAUGAAAUUAAAACUUAAUCAUUUUUUACAUAUGAUUUUGAAAUUGUUAAAAUGAAAGAUCUUGGUAUUUGUUUUGCACAUGGAUCUAAAAAUUCUAUUUAAAUUGUAGAUUUUACUAGUCCAUUUGGAAUGCUUAUGAUUUAAGAAAUUAAUCCAGAUGAAUAAAAUAAAGAUAUAAGUACUUUUAGAAAGAUAUCAUAAAUUAAAGAAAAAUUUGAUUAUUUAGCUGUAGGUUUUAUAAAUGGAGUCAUAAAAGUUUUUAAAAAUGAUGGCAAAUUGCUUUAUAAAAUUUAGAGAUAAGAUACUGAAUUAGCAUUUUGUGUAGAGUAUUUAAGAAUAGUAUAAAAGAAAACUUAAAAUUCUAAAGGUCCUACUGAACUCUUAGUAAUUGGAUCAGAUUCUGGAUCGAGUAUGCUUUAUUAAUAUAAAAGUUAGUGCUUAUGAUAUAUAAACAGGAAAAUCUGUUUGGGUCAAUAGAAAUUCUCAUACAAGUUUUGUUAGAGGUUUGACAUCCAUUAUUGUUAAAGAUAGUUCAUCGACUAAAACUAUUUUAUUAAGCUAAUCAGAAAAGGAAAAAAGUAUAAAUAUAUUAGAUGGGUAAUUUUAUAUUCAAAUAUCUUUUUUUUAGAGCUAAUGGCCAGCUAUUAUAUUCAAUGUAAGAAGCUUUAGAUUCUGGUUUAAGAUUCCGAGGUCUAAGUUCUUAUUAAGGUGUAUUAGAUCCUAUAACUCCUGAUUCUUCAAUUAUUGUUGCAGGAACUUGUAAAGGAACUCUUCAUAUUUUCACUUUUUAAGAAUAAAAAUAAACUUGAUUUAAAUACAUUUCAUAUACAGUAUAAGUUUAAUUACCCAG
Molecule: messenger RNA, 2004 nt
Organism: Paramecium sonneborni
Lineage: Eukaryota; Ciliophora; Oligohymenophorea; Peniculida; Parameciidae
Source: the annotation of a GenBank genome assembly